Myodes glareolus (Bank vole) is the source of this 1428-nucleotide messenger RNA. NCBI's taxonomy places the organism in Eukaryota, Metazoa, Chordata, Mammalia, Rodentia, Cricetidae. The record is from RefSeq and is a predicted model, not a curated record.
GCUUCUGCUUAUAUCACCUCUUGUCCCUCUGACAGAGCGUCUGAGGAAGGAAGAGCUGAGGGUGGCACUUCGGACAUUAUGCUUCAUGUCACUGGGCCUUUAUUCUCAGUAUUGGCUGUUCCUGAAUGUGUCGGGCUUCCAGAGCCCCAGUUCAGCGCUGGCGUGCAUGCUGCUCGCCAGAUCCCUGCUGGCCCACCCCUACCUCCAUGUCAACAUCUUCCAGCACAUCGGAUUGCCCAUGUUCUCCCUGGACAAGAAGCCCCGGCGAAUUCACAUGAUGAGCCUGGGGGUGCUGAACCUGCCACGGCAGCCGGUGCUGGACUGGGCAUUCGGCCACUCACUCAUCAGCUGCCAUGUGGAGCAUCACCUCUUCCCUUGGCUCUCUGACCACAUGUGCCUGAAGGUGAAGCCCUUGGUGUCGAAGUUUCUUCAUGACAAGCAGCUGCCCUAUAAUGAGGACUCCUAUCUGGCUCGCUUCCAGCUCUUUCUCAGCCACUACGAGGAGUUCAUGGCUGUGAUAAGCACUGUAUGCACCCCUGGCUUCUACUGACUAGAUGUUGAGAGCCCAGACCACGACAAUCAAAACUGUCUGCUGAUACAGCCAAAUGUCUCCUGAAUGGCAAACUGUCCCUGAUUGAGAACAUACAAUCAUUCUCCUGAGUGUAUAACUGCAGUUAAAUCAUUGGAUGGAAGGGUAGACUGCCCUGAUGAUGGGAACCCAUGGGAUGCGCAGGCAGCUGGGAACACCGGCCUGGCUGAGCCCACCUCUGGGGACUGAUGUGGCCUGGGCAGAUGUAGCUGUCACUGGGAUGGACGUCAUUUUCCUGCUUCCUUCACCUGGCCCUCCUCCAGCAGAGACCACAGCUUCUCCCAGGACCCUUUCCUCCACCUAUGGCUUUUGGGCAGCCUCUCCUUUGGGCUCCUUCUGGGCAGGGCCUGGUCUGGCAAUGACUUCCAGCUGCUGCUGGCCCCUAGGUGCUUCUCUGCCUCCGAAUCCGCUCAGAGGCCUUCCUUACACGCUCUUCACUCUUCCUUUUGAUUGUGUGUGUGUGUGUGUUGAGUGUGUUAGUGUGUGGGAGAGUAUGUUUUGAGUGUGUAAGUGUGUGCAUUAGUGUGUGUGUUUUGAGUGUGUAUGUGUGUUGAGUGUGUAGUGUGUUCCGAGUGUGUGUUCGCUGCUGGGAGGCUCACAAACAGCAGUUUUGGCUCCACACCUCUUGGGAUGGUGUGGGCUUGGCAGCCGCCACCACCUCCCACUCUGCUAUGUAUCAUUGCUGCUCAUUUGAAAUGCAUUAGUAGUUCAGAAGGAGACCUAAGGUCUAAGAGUAUGAUUCAUCAAACUGCAAAUUCUUCCUGUGAAAAAAUGCAAUGUCAGGAAAGGGUCCUGGCGGCAUACCGAAAGCUAACGAUUAAAACUACCCAAAUAUAUGA